Ostreococcus lucimarinus CCE9901 is the source of this 1155-nucleotide messenger RNA. RefSeq lists its product with no specific name. The coding region runs from base 1 to 1155 and encodes 384 amino acids. The record is from RefSeq and is a predicted model, not a curated record. Gene Ontology annotation, biological process: protein dephosphorylation. The transcript has a single exon. Gene Ontology annotation, cellular component: cytosol; nucleus. NCBI's taxonomy places the organism in Eukaryota, Viridiplantae, Chlorophyta, Mamiellophyceae, Mamiellales, Bathycoccaceae. Gene Ontology annotation, molecular function: cation binding; protein serine/threonine phosphatase activity.
AUGGACGCGACGCGACGGGAGGUGGCGAGCGAACGGGCGUAUGCGCUCAGCGCGCGGUUCGCGGCGCGCGUGGCGUGGUGCUGCCAGGAGGGAUGUUAUCCGCACAAGGAUCAUCACGUGAAUCAGGACGCGUGCGCGACGUGGGAGGGAAGGGAGAUGGCGCACGAGGAGGCGGUGAUCGAUGGGGAGGGAAACGAUGCGGUGGCGCGGCGAGAGACGGGACGGGUGCUGGUGGGGGUGUUCGAUGGGCACGGGAAGCACGGGGAGGAGUGCGCGCAAAUCGCGCGGGCGACGUUCGCGGAGACGCUGGCGAGGGAGACGCGGGGAGGCGCGGCGCUGAGGGAUGGGUACGCGCGGACGUUCGAGGCGGUGAACGCGGUGGUGUGCAAAGAGAUGGGGGAGAACGCGUCGUUUUCGGGGUCGACGGCGAUCACGGCGCUGUUUGAUGACGAAGGCGUGGUGCGCGUGGGAAACGUCGGGGAUUCGCGAUGCGUCGUCGGCGUCGAGCGCGCGGCGGGCGUCGCGGUCGGGAAUCGACACACGAGGCGAUGGGAGGUGAGAGAUUUGACGCAUGAUCAGACGUGCUUUCGCGCGGACGAGCGCGCGCGGAUGAAAGCGGAGGCGACGUCGCCGAUGACGUUCGCCACCAUCGGCAUGGUUUUGGGCGAAACCGAGGCGCACGAGGACUUUGGCGACGGCGAACCGGGUUCGGACGAGGAAUAUUGCGACGACCCGCCGCGCGUUUUCAUGGCUGGUUAUCGUUUUCCCGGAUGCGCGUUCACUCGCUCGAUCGGUGACACCGUGGGGAAGUCGCUCGGCGUGAGCGCGACGCCCGAGAUGAGCGAGUUUGACUUGAACGCCGAGCCGUCGACGCGGUGCGUCGUCGUCGCCUCCGACGGCGUGUUCGAGUUCAUGUCCAGCGCGGAAACGAUGGCGAUCGCGGAGAAAUUUUACGAGGAGAACAUGCCCGGUGCCGCCGAACGCGCCGCGCACGCCAUCGUGCGCGCCGCGUUCUCGCGUUGGCAAGAGCACGACGAGCGAGCCGACGACAUCACCGCCGUGGUGACGUUUAUUUAUCCGCUCGACUCCGACACGUCCACGGCGACGGUGGUGGUGAACGACAUGGACGAUGCGCUUAAUAAACUCUUGUUGUAG